AUGGCAAACGUCGCCUCCGCUAAGGUCCCGAAAGCUACCGUCGUCCCCAACGAGACCCAGCCGGCUUCCAUCAUUGCCGACGAGGUCCUGAUGGCCACCGACCAGCCGCCGCAGCAGGCGACCCGCCCUGGGGACACCAGCAAGAAAAACCUGCAACAAAGUCCCAAACCCAUUGCCUCCACCCACUCUUGUCUUCUUGGCGAUCCUAGUCGCUGCCACCGCAAGCGCAAGCCCCGUCAGCCACGCUGCUUGCCAUCCAUCUUGCAUCACCAGCCGUCCCAAAUCCUUCAUCAACGGUACAUCAACCCCAGCGACGAUACACGAGCAGCCAGCCCGAUCGCUGCCCUCUGGCCGAUCACGAACAACCCGCACGAUCCAAACCGCAAGCGCAUGAGCCGAGCCAAGCGAUAG
Molecule: messenger RNA, 411 nt
Organism: Striga asiatica
Lineage: Eukaryota; Viridiplantae; Streptophyta; Magnoliopsida; Lamiales; Orobanchaceae
Source: the annotation of a GenBank genome assembly